AUGGCCUCGAAACGCAGCUACGAAGCCUCCGAGGGCAACGAAGGCGCGCAGCAGCCCGCGUCCAAACGCAACAAGAACAACAAGGCGCGCGACCACCAAAAUGCUCAUAUCGAUCCGACGUGGGGACAGAAAUACGUCUUCUCAUCUGCCACGGGCUCGACGACGGUACCGGUGGAUCCGGAGCUGGAUUUUGAGGAUGAUGGAGAUGCCAUGGCGUAUCUCAAGUCAGUGAGGACACAAGCAAACGGUAUACCGCACCUCCUUGUGGCACCAAAGGUCCCGAUCGGCCCACAACUACCGAAAGAGCUCCAGUACGAUGACGGCGACGUGGACGAUGCCUACGAAGCGGAGGAAGGUGAUCGCAACAUCUACACCACAGGCGAGGGCGACUUUAGGGGAUACUACGCCGACGGCGCAUACACAGCACGACCCGACAACUGGGGCAAACCUCACGCGACCCACGACGACGACGAAGCAGAGGAAGGCGAGUGGCCCGGCAACGAAGGUAUCGACGACGCCGAAGACCAAUACUCAGACGCCGGCGCCGACUCCGAGUCCGCCAUCCGCGAAGCCUACUUCGCCGCCAUACUCACCCGCUUCAAACGCCUCCGCAGACUCCUCCACGCCACGCCACCCGCCUCCGCCGUCGCCGCCCUGCACCCAGGCUCCCCCCACGACUUCCGCGUCGGCGCCUUCGCGCCCAAAUCGGCAACCUACAAAACCUGGUCCAACCGCCUCCGCGACGCGGACCCUCUCCCGGCACAACUCGCCUCCAUGGACAAAGAAGGCGUGCUGCGCGUCCUCCGCGUGCUGCUGGGCGGCGGCGCGUUCCUCCGGCGCGGGAGCGAGAUGAGGGAGCGCACGAGCCGGUGGCUGUGGGCUCUGCUUGCGCGGUUACCGGAGCGUGGGGAGAUGAACCACGUCGAGGUCGGGUGGGUGAGGGAUCUGGGGAGGCGGGCGGUGCUGAUGAUGCAGAGUCUGGCAGACAUGGCUGCGUUGAGGGAUGCUUUGGAGGGGGAGGGCAUGGAUUUGGGGGUGAAUGAUGCUGUUGAUGAGAGUUCUGAUGAUGAAGAGGCGUUGGGGGAGAUGGAGGUUGAUGAGAGGGAUGGGGAGGGGAGCGGGGAGACGUCUGGGGCGGAGACGUCGGAUGGAAAGUUCGGCGUCCUGGCCGAAGGGUUGAAGCAUCAAGAGAAUGUUGCGAUACCCAAAGACCCUGUUGGCGACGGCGAAGUCGAGGACGGAGAAAUCGACGAAGACCAAAAGUCGGAGCCAAUGGACGUCUCCGAAGACGGCGAGAUAGACGAAGGCGAGGUUGUGGAAGACGAGCAGCCGCCGGCCGAAACGCUCGAGGAAGCACGCGCUCGACUCCUCGCCCAGAUAGACACUGCGGCGGCCGUCGAGGAUGCGCCAUCCGAGGCACCAUCAGAAGAACCCAUCGUGGAGGAGGCUGCCCACGACGGUGAGGGCGAUAGUGAGGCUUCGGACCAGCUGCGGGCGCGGAUGAACAUGCGGGCUACGCUUAACAUGAUUCUGACUGUUGCCGGUGAGUUUUAUGGGCAGCGCGAUUUGCUUGAGUUCAGAGAUCCUUUUACAGGUAUGUAA
Molecule: messenger RNA, 1602 nt
Organism: Colletotrichum paranaense
Lineage: Eukaryota; Fungi; Ascomycota; Sordariomycetes; Glomerellales; Glomerellaceae
Product: V-SNARE
Exons: 2
Coding region: 1-1602 (533 amino acids)
Biological process (GO): spliceosomal snRNP assembly
Cellular component (GO): nucleus; SMN complex
Source: RefSeq, a predicted model, not a curated record